AUGACUUCUAUAAAAGAGCAGGCAGCGAUUAGCAGGCUCUUAAGUUUUUUACAGGAAUGGGACAAUGCUGGCAAAGUGGCGAGGAAUCACAUCCUCAACUGCUUCAUCGAAAACAACCAAGGCAAAACUGCCCCUGAGUUGGAGCAGGAGUUUUCCCAGGGAGCGAGCUUGUUCCUGGUACGCUUGACCACCUCGCUUAGAAUCACCUAUAUGACUGGCUCAUGUUUAGAAAAGCUUCUAAGGUCCAUUGGCAUCUUCUUAUCGGCUGUAAGCAGUAAUCGGUACCUUACAGAAUUUCUUGAGGUUGGAGGUGUCCUAACGCUCUUGGAAAUACUUGGGCUGGAGAAAAUCGAGGAGAAGGACAAGAAAGAGUCCAUCAAGCUGCUUCAGGUUGUUGCAAACGCUGGCAGGAAGUACAAGGAGCUCAUCUGUGAGAGCUAUGGCAUACGAUCCAUAGCAGAAUUUUUGGCAAAGUCUAAAUCAGAAGAGACCCAGGAGGAAGUGCAGGUUCUGUUGGAUUCUUUGGUCCAUGGUAAUCCCAAGUACCAGAAUCAAGUGUAUAAAGGUCUAAUAGCUUUGCUGCCCUGUGCGUCGCCCAAAGCUCAGCAGCUGGCCCUGCAGACUCUCAAGACUGCCCAGUCGAUCAUCGGGACCACACACCCCAGCAUCGUGGACUGCGUGCUGAAGGUGCUGGGCACGAUGCACCUGGAAGUGCAGUAUGAAGCCAUCGAGCUGAUCAAGGACCUGGUCAACUACGACGAUGUGCGCCUGGCGCUGCUCAAGGGCCUGGUGGCGCUGCUGACACCGUCCCUCAAGGAGACCUCCAAACUGCAGGCCAAGAUCCUCAGUGACUCCUCGGUUCUCCAGCUCACCGCCCACCUGCCUGUGUUCUUGCAGCAGGCUUCAGCCGCCAAGACCAUCGGGGUCCUGGCGCGCAGAGACUUGAGCAUCGCGGAGGAGCUGCUGCACCUGCGCGUGGUGCACAGCCUGAUGGCCACCAUGGGCAACACGGACCAUAGCAACAGCCAGCGGCUGGCCAGCCUCACGCUGGAGUACUUCGUGCAGAUGUUCCCCCUGGUGGAGGAGCACGUGCGCAGAUCCAUGGGGGAGGAACUCUACCAGCUCUUCCUUAGCAACCCUGAGGACUUGUACAUGAAAAUAGACAGCAUUCAGGCAGACAUCUUGGCGGCCAACAAAGUCAACCUUAGCAAAGCACUAUACCUCUACAGCAGAAGCUGCAGCGAUGUGAGCUCUCCCUUUGGCCCUCAUAGUGCGGAUGAGAUGGCCUACGUCACACACUACCAGGAGGAUGUGAAAUCCAAGGAGUAA
Propithecus coquereli (Coquerel's sifaka) is the source of this 1329-nucleotide messenger RNA. It is a transcript of the gene ARMH1, whose product is annotated as chromosome unknown open reading frame, human C1orf228. NCBI's taxonomy places the organism in Eukaryota, Metazoa, Chordata, Mammalia, Primates, Indriidae. The record is from RefSeq and is a predicted model, not a curated record. Bases 1 to 1329 code for a protein of 442 amino acids. The transcript has 11 exons.